This is a messenger RNA of Rhodamnia argentea, 869 nucleotides long. Its product is annotated as NADPH-dependent pterin aldehyde reductase-like. NCBI's taxonomy places the organism in Eukaryota, Viridiplantae, Streptophyta, Magnoliopsida, Myrtales, Myrtaceae. Gene Ontology annotation, molecular function: oxidoreductase activity, acting on the CH-OH group of donors, NAD or NADP as acceptor. The coding region runs from base 72 to 803 and encodes 243 amino acids. The record is from RefSeq and is a predicted model, not a curated record. Gene Ontology annotation, cellular component: cytosol. Gene Ontology annotation, biological process: folic acid-containing compound metabolic process. The transcript has 4 exons.
CAACAGUAAUAGAAGCGCCAGGAUUGAGUCAAAGGAAAGCCUAAGUGAUUACGACGAGGCCUUGUUGGAACAUGAUGAUGAGCCUGGGCGGCGGCGGCGGCACUGGACGGAGGACCGUGCUGAUUACGGGAGUGACCAAAGGCCUCGGCAAGGCCCUCGCCAUCGAACUCGCCAAGGGCGGCCACUCCGUCAUCGGGUGCUCCCGCUCCCAAGACAAGCUCGACUCCCUCCGCUCCCUCCUCUCUUCCUCCGAAGCCGCCGCCGAGUCUCCUCACCUCCUCCUCAACGUCGACGUCAGAUCAAACGGCAGCGUCGAGGAGCUCGCGCGCGUGGUCAUGGACAAGAAGGGCGUUCCGGACAUCAUAGUCAACAAUGCCGGGACCAUCAACAAGAACAACAAGAUUUGGGAGGUCCCGGUGGAUGAGUUCGACGCCGUCAUCGACACCAAUGUCAAAGGCAUCGCCAACGUGCUGCGUCACUUUCUCCCACCCAUGACUCAGCGAAAGCGUGGCAUCAUCGUCAACACAUCUUCCGGCUGGGGCAGGUCCGGCGCUGCUCUGGUUGCCCCAUAUUGCGCAUCGAAAUGGGCAGUCGAGGGUUUGACCAAAUCGGUUGCAAAGGAGUUGCCACAGGGGAUGGCGGUGGUGGCGCUGAAUCCCGGCGUGAUAAACACUGAUAUGCUGGCUUCCUGCUUUGGCGAUUCCUCUUCCCUGUAUCAGGCACCUGAUGCAUGGGCUGGGAAGGCUGCUGCUAUGAUACUGAAUCUCACAGGGGCGGACAAUGGUGCAUCCCUUACUGUGUGAGGGAGGGAAUGCUUUGCAUAUUGCAAUCGACAACUUUUGGAGACCUAACUCAGGAUUCGCCCCUUC